This is a messenger RNA of Didymella exigua CBS 183.55, 3632 nucleotides long. RefSeq lists its product as uncharacterized. Lineage: Eukaryota; Fungi; Ascomycota; Dothideomycetes; Pleosporales; Didymellaceae. Bases 448 to 3477 code for a protein of 1009 amino acids. The transcript is spliced from 2 exons. The record is from RefSeq and is a predicted model, not a curated record.
UACCAGCAUCAUACCAGUAGCCACGUGUACUCAGAAAAAUGCCACGCUAGCGGUUCCGCGUGUGCGUUUCGGCCCACUCCAAGACACUGCAUACAGUAUUCCGCAUAAGAUUACUGGUGUGAAUGCCAGUCGAUCGACUGCAAAAGCGAUGCCGGCAGCAGUAUCUGGAGCAAUGCUGUAUAACUUGGCGCGUCUUCACCUACUCGCAAUAUUGCAAGCAACAUCCUAGUUUUAGAGCAAUGCUCAACUGAUCAAGUACACUUGAGUCACCUCGCCUGAGUGUGUCGUUACCCUAGUCACCAUUGCCUUCACCUCUUCUCAACUUGGCCCUGGAUCACCUGGCCAACGGACCACUCACCUUCGCCACCGCCGCCGCCUCGCACUACAACACACCAACACAUCCUAAUACCGAACGUUAGCCGACACGCACAUCAGCGUGGUUUCAGUAUGCCUCUGCUUAAAGAUCUAAGCUGCUCAAUUGAGCUCUCGGAUGACCAGGAGGUGUUGCAAGAGCUUGGAACAGUGUAUGGAGACGCGUUCGUCGAGACGUUCGUUCCUGUCCCCAAGAAACAGCAAACCUUCACAGUGCACCUCUCCGGCCGAAACUUCAUCGCGCCGGGUAUCGCAAUGUACGUCUUCAUUGACGGCGUCUACCAGUGUAACCGGAACCGGCAGAAUAUGAAGCUUCGAAGGCCCUUGGAUCGCCGCUCGCUCGUCGACUUCAAAGUCAGACAGAAAGAAGAACGACAAAAGGACGGUUCGAUGAUCGCGCGAGAGUGGACGUUUGAGAAGCUGGACCAUGCCUCAGCAGAUGAUGCGCCCGACUCUUGUUCGUCCAACAUCCUCGAGAGCCUUGGCUGCAUCGAAGUCGUAGUCUUGCGCUGUGCUGGUCCUCGCGAUGCUAAAACAGCUCCGAACAUGAACAUGGACGGUGCAGUCGACUAUCCUGACUAUCGUUCCGACCGCGAUAGCCGUUCUCGAACAACAGCCUACGAUGAUCGCGACCCGUUUGUCGGUGCUACAAGUAACAAACGCCCUCCACCGCCGCCAGCAUCUCAGUAUCGCUCGCCUUAUGCCGAGACGGUGCGCAGCCGCGAACACUCGAACAAAGCCCGAUCUCGGUACUCUGAGCCUGUCAGUCCGAGUACACAUCUUCAAAGGGACAUCCCAGCUCCAGGUUUUCAGUACGGUUCCGGACCUCUCCCAGCUCGAUCAACAGCAGAAACCUACAAGGAGCUCGUGGGCGACAGGCGCGCGUCACAACCUACUCCCGCAGUCGAUCCUGGCAUGCUUGAGAAAAUCGUGGUAGAUGCUGUCAAACGAGGGGUAGAAGAGUCGAGGAAGAGUCAAAGGCCUGUCGCAGAAAGUCAGAUCGGCAGCGGAAGAUACUGGGAAGACUUGGAUGGCUCCAGUCAAGUACCUGGGGCGUGGCCGACAACUCCGACACAAGCAUCAACGUACUGUUCGAGCAGGUCAGAAUACGACUAUUACCACGAUGACAACGAUGGGCUUUGGGAGGAGAAUACAACCGGCCGGAAACACCGUUCGGCGAAGAGCAGGACAGCUUGCGUCGGUUGGGACAAGGAGCCCAAAUGGGACACGCAAACGAAAGCCGACGGCUGGGGUUCAGCGGAUGAGGCAUCUUGGAACACGGACGAGACAUGGCCGGAGAAAAGACCUGAAAGCUGGGGGGAAGUUCGCAAAAGAUCGAAGUCUAGAGCUCGUACUGCUCGCGGACCCUCGCCUCCUCGCCGAGUGCCUCACGUGUCCGAGCGUCCCCCUCAGCGCCAACAUUCGAAGCAUGGAUCACAGAAGUCUCGAUCCAAGUCUCGAUCUUAUUGGGUAGACGAUAUGAAAACCUCAACGGACGACAAGGAUUCAUGGACGCAGAACGAGGCUCCCUCAGACACAAGUACCUCCUUGGGCCGGUCUGACUCCACGCUCAGGCCCUCGCAUUCGCGCAGCCAGAUACAGCAAGAGAGGAGCACUUCUGGUCGAAAGAGCUCUAGAAGGGGGCAAAGUCAGUCUCGCCAUCGUCGAAGGCUGUCACAGCCUGUCGAGAAUCCGCGGUUCUAUCCUGAGAAGGUGCACGCAGGCCCACCUUCGAUGCUGGUGACGAACGCACCCACUGUGGUGUCUGCUCCAAUCUGGCAGAAUCUCGCAGACGUCCAAUCACGAAACCCCGGUAUUCACACUCAGAUUGCUGCGCCAGUCGUAGCACCACCACCAACGUGGGGCUGUGCUUCUGAGAAGGCGCGCAGGAAGAGUGCCGGUACAACGUACCUGCCUCCUGCGCCAUUCAGUGCAGUUGGUGAGGAUCAUCAGCGAAGCCGUCACUCUAGCGGCUCGUCAUCCUGGGGAGUUGAGAACAAAAAGGCUUCGAAGCAUGGCAGUGGGAAGAAAAGCUCACUCAAACAGGCGAAUUGGGGAGGGGACAAUGCGGCAACUGGUUGGAAUGACGAGCAAGCCAAAGGCUGGGGAGAUGAUGCUGCUGCGGGACAGAAGAACGAUGAAUGGAACACAGCCGCGCCGGGCGACGGCGGACGGGGCGUCUCCAACGAUGCGGAGCCAAAGCGUGUCGAUUGGAAUGCGGACAACAACAAUAAUGGAUGGGGUGCCGCGCAAGACACAACCACGGCGUGGGACCAGCCGCAGGACGACACCAACGAAGCACCCUUCGAUGCCAAUGCUGGAGAUGCAUGGGCAACACCGGUAGCAGUCGAGGAGAAGCCCAGCGAGAAGGUCAAACCACGCUCCGCAGGCAAGCGACACACCACCAAAUCGCUCUCCAAGUAUCGCCGUCUCUCACCCGCGUCCCUCGUAAAGCCGCACUGGCGCUUCCCCCCCACACCUCCCAGCAAGACUCUCCUACCGACCGAGGAAGACGGCAGCGAGCACUCAGGUCGUGCAAGACGCAUGCGCAGCGUACCUUCCGAACCUCUGCACAAGAUUCCCCAGGCCGCGGCGGCCGCAAAGGGGGUCGAGCACCAAGUGCUCGCGGGCCCGGGAACGGCGUACGGCCACGCGGUCAGCCGGCCAGAGUACGUGGACGGGCUCGACAAGCCGUACGCCGUGUUCCGGUUCAAGUACCGCAGCCGCAGUGCGCUGAAGGGCAUGUUCGGCCGCGACUGUCUGCGCGGGACGGGCUCGGCGCCGGGGGCGGCGGGCAAGGAGGAGCUCGAGGCGUUGCCGCAGGAGCAGCUGGUCAGCAAGAUGCUGGCGCUGCAGCGUAGGCUCGCUGAGAGGGAUUGCCGGGGUGGGGCGAGUCGGUGCUCGGAGAGCGUGGCGAUGGGGUUGACGCAGGAGUGGGUACAGCAGCAGUCGAGGCAGGCGUCGGAGAAGGGGGUGAAGGGGAUAAAGGCAGGGACGGAGAAGAGUGCGGAGAAGGUUGCGGGGUGGGACGACGGGGCAAAGGCGACGGGGUGGGACGACGGGGCCAAGGCGACGAGGUCUGACACUGAGAAGGUGGCGUGGUAGCAAAGAUGGGUACGUAUGAAAUCUUGUGGCUCAAAGGCCGUGCUUCUCUCAACGAAACAGUCUUUAUUGUGGUAUCAUGGAUGGUCUCCUGGCCCUUCUUUUGGAGCCAGCGAGAUGUAAUUUGCUUCUUCGGCCAACUUUUGUGCCUUGCAAAU